GUACAGAGUCCCUGAGUGGCAUGUGCAGCAGUGGAGGGAGGGGGAAGAUGAGGAAAAGCAGCAGUGGCAGCAGCAGAGGCAGGGGGUGGCGGUGAUGGUGGUGGCGGCGCUCGCGCUAGUGGCGGCGGGCUACUACGUGGGCAGCACGGGGCUCGCCGCCGCGCCCUCGUCGCUGCUCGACUCGUUCGUUCAUUCGAACAAAGCCGCCGCUGACGCCCUCACGGGUACGCGGGGGGGAGGGGAGGGGGGAGGCGGGGGGGGAGGGGGAAUCAUGGUAGCGCUCGCGCUGGUGGCGGCGGGCUACUAUGUCGGCAGCACAGGGCUCGCCGCUGCGCCCUCGUCGCUGCUCGACUCGUUCGCCCGCUCCAACAAAGCCGCCGCUGACGCCCUCACGGUUGCAGCCUCACCCCCCUCCCUUGCGCCUGCUGCUGGCGCCAAUCGCUGGGGAAAAAUGGAGAAGGGGGGGUGGGGGAAGGGGAGGGGGGGUGGGGGAAGGGGAGGGCGGGUUGGGGUUGGGGGUGAUCUGGGGCGAGCGAGUGUGGGGUUUGCGCGUUGGGGUUAUGUUGACUCCUACGCUGUUCUUUCCCUCCCUCCCGACAGACUCACAGACAUGCACAUGCAGCAGAAGAAACAGCAGUUGCAGCAUGCCAAAGUGCAUCGCCAGUCACUCCCUGUGGCAGCGCAGGAGGAGGAGGAAGCAGCAGUGGCAGCAGCAGAGGAGGAGAUUCUGAGCGAGGAGGAGGCGCUAGACGCACCGGACCCGCGAGCAGCCGUGAACGAGUCCGACCCCGCCGUGCUGCGCGUGAUUGCCGAGAGGCGCAGGCGCAGGGAGGCGGCGCGGCAGAAGUACAAAGAGGAGCUGCUGGCGAUGGUGAAGGAGGUGAAGCAGGCGGCUGCUGCGCCGGGCGGGCUCAAGGAGGAAGAGACGGUGGCGGAUGUGUCGAACGUGCCGCUGCAGUAUGGUGCCACGGAGAUCAGUCAGCUGGGGGAAGUGGUGGGGAAGGGGGGAGGAGGUGAGAAGGGAGGGAGAGCGGAUGCGAAAGGGGUGACUGGGGCGGAGCAGCCGUUGAGGGAACAGUUUAGGACGGAGAGGGAGGGGAAAGGGGGACAAAAGGAAGGGGAAAGCAGAGACACGGAAGUAGGGCGGGAACACGCAACGAUGAUUCGCGCGCUGCGCAUGGUGCGCGACGCGUGGGUGUUCUUCACAGGCCGGCAGGACUCGGAGCUGGUGCGGCAAACAAAGAGGCUGCAGUUCGAAGCCGCAAAGCUGAGGGCCCUGAGAGUGGCACAGCAGCAAGUGGUGGAGGAGACAGCGUUGGAGCAUGUCAGGCGGGUGGUGGGGGAGAUGGAUCAGCUGAAACAGCAGCUCGAUGGCAUGGGUGGUGGGAUGGUGUGGGGUGGUGGGAUGGUGUGGGGUGGUGGGAUGGUGAGGGUGGUGGGAUGGUGUGGGGUGGUGGGAUG
This is a messenger RNA of Closterium sp. Naga37s-1, 1461 nucleotides long. The record is from the annotation of a GenBank genome assembly. Lineage: Eukaryota; Viridiplantae; Streptophyta; Zygnematophyceae; Desmidiales; Closteriaceae.